Penicillium bovifimosum is the source of this 186-nucleotide messenger RNA. RefSeq lists its product as uncharacterized. The transcript has a single exon. Lineage: Eukaryota; Fungi; Ascomycota; Eurotiomycetes; Eurotiales; Aspergillaceae. Bases 1 to 186 code for a protein of 61 amino acids. The record is from RefSeq and is a predicted model, not a curated record.
AUGUUCGAGUAUGACCGCGUGCAGUACUCUGAGCGCCCGUUGCAGGUUGUUGCAGCCUGUGUUGACAUCGACAAAGGGGUCGAGGACGGAGACACUGCCAGGGACGUAGAUGCUCUAGAUACCGACGAGGACGGAGAUACCCGGGGUAGCAGUGUCCCUGGUCUUCUCACAGCUAAUACUGGCUGA